GGGCGCGGAUGCCGCGUGGCGGGCGCGGCGCUGCGGGAGCUAGUGCCCGCCGUGAAGGCUGUGGAUAAAAAUUUCUGGACAUCAUGAGCGUGGGCUUCAUCGGAGCUGGACAGCUGGCCUUUGCCCUAGCCAAGGGCUUCACAGCAGCAGGUGUCCUGGCCGCCCACAAGAUAAUGGCCAGCUCUCCAGACAUGGACUUGGCCACAGUUUCUGCCCUCAGGAAGAUGGGGGUGAACUUGACACCCCACAACAAGGAGACAGUACAGCACAGUGAUGUGCUCUUCCUGGCAGUAAAGCCACACAUCAUCCCCUUCAUCCUGGAUGAGAUUGGUGCCAACAUUGAGGACAGGCACAUCGUGGUGUCCUGUGCGGCUGGUGUCACCAUUAGCUCUAUCGAGAAGAAACUGUUGGCGUUUCAGCCAGCCCCCAAAGUCAUUCGCUGCAUGACCAACACCCCAGUUGUGGUGCGUGAGGGGGCUACCGUGUAUGCCACGGGCACACAUGCCCAGGUAGAGGAUGGCAAGCUCGUGGAACAGCUGCUGGGCAGCGUGGGCUUCUGCACGGAGGUGGAAGAAGACCUGAUUGAUGCUGUCACGGGACUCAGUGGCAGCGGCCCCGCCUAUGCGUUCACAGCCCUGGAUGCCCUGGCUGAUGGAGGCGUGAAGAUGGGGCUUCCAAGGCGCCUGGCGGUUCGUCUUGGGGCUCAGGCUCUCCUGGGGGCUGCCAAGAUGCUACUGGACUCAGAACAGCACCCAGGCCAGCUCAAGGACAACGUCUGCUCUCCUGGUGGGGCCACCAUCCAUGCUUUGCAUGUGCUGGAGAGUGGGGGCUUCCGCUCCCUUCUCAUCAAUGCUGUGGAGGCCUCCUGCAUCCGUACACGGGAGCUGCAGUCCAUGGCUGACCAGGAGAAGGUGUCACCUGCUGCCAUCAAGAAGACUGUCCUGGACAAGGAACACCUCUCCUUCCUGAGUGACAAGGACCAAAGGGUUCCAAGCAUCCUGAACCUGGUUAUGAGUGGCCACGGCUCCACUUGACCAGCUCUCGAGCACCCAUGAUUCCACUGAACAUUUGAGAAAAGGGCUUCUCAGAAAACUGAUGAAUUUCCUACGGCCACCAGCACACUCGGGCUACUGCCUCCUAUUUCUAACCGGCCUGGCAGGAUGGUGUCACUUCUUUCCUGGCCCUUCAGGUUAUAUAAAUUGGUUUCCAGCCCCCAG
Carlito syrichta (Philippine tarsier) is the source of this 1217-nucleotide messenger RNA. It is a transcript of the gene PYCR1, whose product is annotated as pyrroline-5-carboxylate reductase 1. Gene Ontology annotation, biological process: L-proline biosynthetic process. The record is from RefSeq and is a predicted model, not a curated record. Lineage: Eukaryota; Metazoa; Chordata; Mammalia; Primates; Tarsiidae. Gene Ontology annotation, molecular function: pyrroline-5-carboxylate reductase activity.